Messenger RNA from Rhinichthys klamathensis goyatoka, 1681 nucleotides. RefSeq names its product UDP-glucuronosyltransferase 2C1-like. The record is from RefSeq and is a predicted model, not a curated record. The transcript has 2 exons. Bases 96 to 1670 code for a protein of 524 amino acids. Lineage: Eukaryota; Metazoa; Chordata; Actinopteri; Cypriniformes; Leuciscidae. Gene Ontology annotation, molecular function: UDP-glycosyltransferase activity.
GCUUUGCAGGAUAAAUUUGUUCACGGUUUUGGACGCUACACUGUGCCAAGGUGAACUUCAAGGAGUAGUUGCAGAUUGUCAGGUGGUCAAUUAAGAUGCAUCACUCCACCAUUCUUGGUUUGUUCAUCCUGUUAUCUGCUCUGUCAAGAUCUUAUGCUGGUAAAGUUCUGGUCGUCCCUGUGGAUGGAAGUCAUUGGAUUAAUAUGAAGGUCCUAAUUGUGGAGUUGCAUUCAAAAGGUCACAAUAUCACCGUGGUCCGGGGGUCUAGCAGCUGGUACAUUGAGGAAAAGUCUCCUCUCUACACUUCCAUUACGGUGGACACUGGCGAAUUUGACGAUGACUUCAUGGAGAAGUUUCUCCCUCACAUACUGAAAAUGCAGAGACAAGGAAGAUCAUUUUGGAAUGAAAUGGCACUUGCUGAUGAAACUUAUAGGAGGUUUACAGAAAUUCAUCAGCAAAUAUGCAAUAUGACAGCUACAAUGUUUGAAAACGAGACCUUGAUGAAUUCACUGAAAGAUGCUGCAUAUGACAUUGUUCUGACGGAUCCUGCUUUUGGAGGUGGAGUGUUACUGGCACACCGUCUUGACCUCCCUCUUGUGUUUAAUGUCCGCUGGACCAUGUACGGAGAAGCCCAUUUUGAUAUAGCUCCAUCUCCUCUCUCAUAUAUACCUGUUACAGGGUUACAGCUAACCGACAAGAUGACUUUCAUUCAGAGAGUAAUGAACGUGAUGACAUAUAUAAUGAUUCUUUAUAAAAAUUCCAAAUACUUUGGUUCUCCUUACCAAGAGUUCGCACAGAAAUAUUUUGGCCCCAAUGUCGAUUUCUUCUCCCUCCUCCAGAAUGCUGACAUGUGGCUAAUGAGAAACGACUUCACGUUUGAGUUUCCACGACCCACAAUGCCAAAUGUCGUCUACAUGGGUGGCUUCCAGUGCAACCCAGCUAAGCCCCUUCCAGAUGAUUUGGAGAAAUUUGUACAGAGCUCAGGAGAGCCUGGGGUCAUCAUCAUGACUUUAGGAACUGUUUUUGGUCAGCUUCUGAGUGAAAUCAAUGAUGAUAUUGCUGCCGCUUUUGCCCAACUGCCUCAAAAGGUUAUUUGGAGACACACAGGACCACGGCCUGCCAAUCUUGGUAAUAACACAUUGAUUGUGGACUGGCUCCCCCAGAAUGACCUGCUUGGACAUCCUCAAACUAAAGUGUUUGUGGCACAUGGAGGCACCAAUGGAGUUCAGGAAGCCAUCUAUCAUGGGAUUCCCAUUGUUGGCAUUCCUUUAGCUUUUGAUCAACCUGACAAUCUUUCCAGGAUGCAAGCAAAGGGAACAGCAAAGAUUGUAGAUAUUGCAACUCUGGACAGGAAUGUGUUUCUAGAGGCAUUAAAGGAGGUUCUGCAUAACCCAUCUUACAGGGAGAACAUGCAGAGACUGUCCAGACUGCAUCACGACCAGCCAAUGAAACCUCUUGAUCGUGCCGUCUUCUGGAUUGAGUUUGUCAUGAGGAAUAGAGGAGCCCCUCAUUUACGAACACAGUCUUUCAGAAUGUCCUGGAUUGAGUACUACUCUAUAGAUGUUAUUUUGACUUUACUGGCAACAGUUUUUAUAUUUGCAUUUGUGACUGUUUAUACAAUUAGAUAUUUUUGUCUAGUUGUAUUCAGAAAGAAGGUGAAACGUGAAUAAUAGUGGCUGGA